AUGCAAUCAGCUAAUACGAUACCUUUUUCACAGACAACAACAAUUCCGCAACAACCAAUAAAAGUGAAACCUAAAUUAUCUAAAUUUCAAAAUCAACAUCAAAAUAUUCAAAUCUCAAUAAAACAAGCUCCUCGAGCAAAAUCUUAUCAUACUAUUCCAAUUGUUACUACUUUUACUACUACUACUACUACUACUACUACUACUACUGCUACUGCUACUACAUAUAUUACUACUACUAUUAUUCCAUCAAAAUUUAUUCAAACCGGAUUACAAAACUCUAAAAUUCAUUUAAAUCAAUUUCAAUCAACUAUAGGAAGGAAAAAAUUAGCUGGUACAAUUAUUCAAACUAAUAAAACUAAUCAACUAAAUCCUAAAAUUCGAUUUGAAAAUACAUUUAAAUUACCUCCUAUUCAGCAAGGUAAACCAAUAUCUCAAGUUUCAAUUCCAAAUCCAUUGUCACAAAAUUUCCAACGUUUGCUGUCACCAUCAUCAUCAUCAUCAUCAUCAUCAUCAUCAUUGUUAUUAACUACGACAACAUUAUCCAUUCCCGUUACAACUUCAUCCGUUGCCUUAGGCAAUAUUAAAUCUCAAUCAGCAAUUUCAACUGAGCAAAUUUCAUCGAAUUCAUUAUGGUUUAAUGAAACACUUCCUUCAUUUGGUACGGUAUUUUGA
Molecule: messenger RNA, 672 nt
Organism: Loa loa (African eye worm)
Lineage: Eukaryota; Metazoa; Nematoda; Chromadorea; Rhabditida; Onchocercidae
Exons: 1
Coding region: 1-672 (223 amino acids)
Source: RefSeq, a predicted model, not a curated record